AUGGAAUAUAUUUUAAACGAGCUUGAGCUUAUGGCUCUGGGUGCUACUACAGAUUACCAAAAUGACACCCGCGACUUGGAUAUGGUCGAGAAAUGGCAAAAGCUUUUUGGUUACGCUCCUCCAGAAGCAGCAAGCAAAAUUGAACAACAUCGAAACGAUCUAAAUCGAACAGUCAUCACUUUGGCACAUUGGGGCAUGGUUCGAGACGAAAAGGAAGCUGAGGGGUAUGACAAAGAAUCAUACGAACAUUCGAUCGAUAUCCUGAAGCACGAUCAGUCUCCGUCUCCAACGUACACGGCGGCAAAUGUGUCAAACAAAACGAAAGCGGCAAUGUUUCUCCUCAAGCUAGAAGGACCACUAAUGGACGUAAAAAUGGUUCAGGAAGCUGCAAAGCUAGCACAACCGCCGGAGCUAUUGAUGGGGCAUGGCGAUUCUGGUUGUCAAACACAAUUCUACAAGAUUGACAGCCUCGCUCGGGAUAACAUCCUCGAUUUUUCCGGACAACAAGCACCGCCAUUCGCACCUACUAUCAUUUCAUAUUGCAUUGCAGACAAGGACCUGUGUCCUAUAUCUGCGCACCCCACGCUAGGUAUAGAAGCGACUCUACCGCAAUUCCGCCACGAUAGCAAUGCAACACCACAGAAUGACGAGUACCCUGUAUGGUAUUUCUUCUAUGGAACACUCGCAGAUAACGACGUCUUGGGAGGCCUUGUCGGAGUUCGAAGACCGCAUUUGGUGCCCGCACAGACGCGUGGUGGUGUUCUGAAGACUUGGGGAGGCAAAUACAAGGCACUUGUUGAUCAAAUGACGACCGGAUCAGUGGGGAUUAUCGAUGGACACGCUUUCCUUGUCGAGACCUAUGAACAGGAGACGGCCCUUCGAGCGUACGAGACCGAUAAUUAUGAAGUUGUACGGUGCGGUAUCGAGAUGAAAGGGGAACGCUACGUGAAUGGUCUAACGUUCAGAUUCGUCGGAGAAGUGGACUGA
This is a messenger RNA of Truncatella angustata, 987 nucleotides long. RefSeq lists its product as uncharacterized. The transcript has a single exon. The record is from RefSeq and is a predicted model, not a curated record. The coding region runs from base 1 to 987 and encodes 328 amino acids. NCBI's taxonomy places the organism in Eukaryota, Fungi, Ascomycota, Sordariomycetes, Amphisphaeriales, Sporocadaceae.